Rotaria socialis is the source of this 7086-nucleotide messenger RNA. NCBI's taxonomy places the organism in Eukaryota, Metazoa, Rotifera, Eurotatoria, Philodinida, Philodinidae. The record is from the annotation of a GenBank genome assembly.
AUGCUUUUUCUUCAUCAACUCAAAGUACUUUUAUGGAAAAAUUAUAUAUUAAAGAAGCGCAGUCCUUUCGUUCUUCUAUUUGAACUUUUCAUUCCAUUGGUUUUAUUCCUAGUCAUGACUGCGAUACGAAAAACGCAAGAAGCUUCGUUUCAUCCACAAACCAAUUAUACGUCAAAUUUUCUCGAUCAGACAUACCGUGCUACACCAUUCCCAUCGUCAGGAGUGUUUUCAAUUCUUCAGUCAUUUUGUCCAAAAACAGCUCCCAGCAAUGAACAAGGUUUUAGUAUUUUCCCAAAUGGAACAUCUACAGAAAUGUUAAUAACCAUUGAUCGAAUAACUCGAACAAAUCCAUUUUUUACACAAAAUUUUUCCAUGUUUGAUAUUGAUUCUCUGCCUGACAUGUAUGAAACUUUAAUUGAUCGUCCAGCAUUUGUCUAUGAUUCUUUAUCAAAUUUAACUUUUUCAUUUACAAAAAAUCUAACAAAAAUUUGUUCAUUUUUUAUCAUGGAACUCAAUUAUUCAAAAGAAGAAUGUGAACUUAUAUUCAAUAAAACAGUUAUAAAUACUAAUCAAAUACAAAAUGUUUUUCCACAUUUAUUUGGAAAUUUAAGCGAUGGUUCACAAAAUGAUACUGAAGAUAAUUUAAAUCUUAUUGAAUAUUAUUCACUUUUACAAAUAUCUCUUUCACCAGAUGAAUUCUCCGCUGUAACACAAUUAUUUGGAAAAAUACUUGCAACGAAUUCAUUCGAAAAUUUAACUAAAGCUGAACUUCAUCUAUUGGCAAAGGCUAUUAAAAUAACAUUUUUUCAUCGUGAAACAUUGAAAAAAGUUUUCUGUUCAAAAGAAAAAUUCAAUUUAAUUUAUCAAUUUAACUCAACAGCUAUUAAUAAGACCGAUUUCCAACAACGAUUAUGCAAUAUGUCAGAUGAACAAUAUCAAGAGUUAUCCAAUCUUCUUAUGAAUUCAAUAUCGGAUGAUGAAAUUAUUGAUGCGUUUCAAUUGGAACACAUAGAAAUAUCAUCUAUGCUGUUUCAAUUAGAUGAUUACGUUAUUCAACUUGAAAAAUAUGCAGCGUUUGAACAAGGCUUAAGAGAUUUAUAUGAUAUUGCCAAACUUCUUCGAACGAAUUCUUGCUCUAUAGAUGAACACAAUAAUACUGAAACAUCUACAUCAUCACGACCAGCUGUCACCUUUACUGGCAAUGUGGAGUCAGUUGCAAUGAAUAAAUUAAAAACUAAAAAAGGAUUUUUCCCUCUAUGGCUUGGAAUGCAAGAAGCUAUUUGCGGUAUUAGACCAAAAACAAAUUUAAAUUCUGAUCAACAACUGAAUGGUGAUCAACUACCUGAUCUUGCUGAAUUAGGAAUAUCGGAUAAUCAACAACGACAAUUGGGUCUUUUAUUUUAUGUUCUCUACGGAAAUUCUUUAGUUUUAUAUGCACCGAAUUCAACAUUAAUUGAUGGUGUCAUAUCAAAAGCUAAUUCAACAUUUGUUUUACUUGAUACAAUAACAAAAUAUGCAUUUGAAUGGAGAAAUGUAUCCAAUGUUCUGAAAACAUAUUUUCUUGCGAAUGGUACAGACAAAAAAGUUGAUUCUCUACGACGGAUGAAAAAAAUCGUCGAAGAAUUUGGCCCUUCAAUUCACUUAUCAUCAAUGGAUAAAAUUGUUAAAAUACUUAAAAAUCUCAGCGAUCCAUCAAUAGAUAAUUAUAUGAAACAAAUAACAACAAUCGAUAAAGCAGCUUGCAGUUGGAUAAGUCUUAUAUCAGGAAUUAAUUUAAAUGUAUACAAAGGAUUUGCUAAUGAAAAUGAUUUAGUAGAAUAUUUUCUUCGUCGAGCAUAUCAUGACAAUUAUACUGUUAUUGCUAGCGUAGUUUUUACUAAUGUUCGUUUCAAUGAUACGGAAUUACCUCCGAAUACAGUCUAUAAAAUUCGUCAAAAUGCUUCAUUGACACCAUCAACAAAACGUGUUCGAGAUCGAUUUUGGGUACCAGCACCAGCACAAAGUGGAUUUCUUUAUUAUGAUUUUGGAUUUAGUUGGGUUCAGGAAGUGAUUGAUCGUGCAAUAAUCGAUACUCAAGUUGGUCGACCUGUUAUUGAGCCUGGUUUAUUUUUUCAAGAAAUGAGUUACCCUUGCUAUACAUAUGACAAUUUUCUUCAAAUGAUUCAACAUGCCCUACCGUUAUGUUUAACAAUCUCGUGGGUAUAUGCAUUUGCAAUGUUAACACAAAGUAUCGUUUACGAAAAAGAAGUUCGUUUAAAAGAAGUCAUGAAAAUUAUGGGUUUGAGCAACGGUGUUCAUUGGAUUGCAUGGUUUAUAACAAUAUUUAGUCAAACAACUGUUGUUAUGAUUGCUGUAACAAUAAUUUUACAUUAUGGAAAAGUUCUCUUGCACUCAAAUGCAUUUUUAAUAUUUUUAAUAUUUGAAAUCUAUGCUCUCUCAACAAUCAGCCUUGCAUUUCUUGUCAGUGUUUUCUAUUCGAAAGCUAAAAUAGCUGCUGCUUGUUCAGGAAUUAUCUAUUUAUUAACAUAUGUACCAUGUAUGUAUAUAUCGAUAAGAGAAGACUUAGCACAAGAUACAAUACCUAAAUGGGCUAAAAUGUUAGCUUCUUUAUUUUCCACAAGUGCUUUUGGUAUGGGAGCUAAAUAUAUAGCAUUUUAUGAAAAUAUUGGCACAGGUAUUCAAUUCGAUAAUAUUCGAUAUAGUCCAGUGGAAGGUGAUAGUUUUACUUGUUUUGAAACUGUUCUUUUUAUGAUAUUCGACACAUUGAUUCAUUUAAUUCUUAUGUGGUAUAUUGAAAAUGUUUAUCCAGGUACAUAUGGAAUACCAAAGAAAUGGUAUUUUCCAUUUACUAUCAGUUAUUGGACUGGAGAAACAUGCGUUGAGCCUGAUUGGAUAAAAAAAUUUAAAAGAAUUAGUUUAUUUAAAUGGUUUACAUGUAGAAAACAUCAUAUGUCCUAUCAAUUUCAUUGGUCGUCAUCAUCAUUAAAUCCAAUAACCAAUGAUUCUAAUAGAAAUGAAGAUUAUUUCGAACGUGAUGAUCAUCUAAACAGCCAAACAAUUGGUGUUCGUUUAACAAAUUUAACGAAAAUAUUUGAUAGGAAGAAAUGUGCUGUACAAAAUUUGUCAAUGGAUUUAUAUGAAGGUGAAAUACUUUCAUUUCUUGGACAUAAUGGAGCUGGAAAAACUACAACGAUGUCAAUUUUAACUGGUCUAAUACCAGCUACAUCUGGAACGGCAACAAUUUAUGAUCAAGAUAUAAACAUUGAUAUGGAUAAAAUACGAAAAAAUCUUGGAUGGUGUCCUCAACACAAUGUUUUAUUUGAAAAGUUAACAGUUGAAGAACAUUUAUUAUUUUUUUCAAAACUAAAACAAGUUCAAAGUAAAGAAAUGAAAAAAAUGAUUGAAAAUAUGCUAUUUGAUGUCGGUUUAACAUCGAAACGAAAUGCAACAGUAUCAACGUUAUCUGGCGGAAUGAAAAGAAAACUAUCAGUUGCUAUGGCUUUUGUUGGAGAUGCAAAAACAAUCAUUCUCGAUGAACCAACUGCUGGUGUUGAUCCGUAUGCACGACGAGCUAUAUGGGAACUAUUAUUAAAACUUAAACGAGGACGAACUAUAUUAUUGAGUAGUCAUCAUAUGGAUGAAGCUGAUGUUCUUGGAGAUAGAAUUGCUAUUAUUUCGAAUGGACAAUUAAAAUGUUGUGGAACAUCACUUUUUCUGAAAACAACAUUUGGCGAAGGUUACGUUUUUACAUUAGUUAAAAACGAUCCAUGGACAAGUUCAAGGAAUGAAGUUACAUCGACUAUAACACAAUGCAUACCAAAAGCAUAUCUUAAAGAAGAAACAAGAAAAGAACUUAAAUAUGUAUUACCAUUAAAAAGUCGUCCUUUAUUUCCGGAAUUUUUUUCUCUACUUGAUUCACGAAAAGAAUCAUUGUCAAUCGCAGGCUAUGGUUUACAAGAUGUUUCAUUAGAGGAAGUUUUUCUUAAAGUUACAGAACAAUAUAAAUCAUCACCUAAUGCAGCUGACGUUGAAGCUGAGUUUAAUAAUAAUUCAACAAAUGAAAGCUCCAUGGAAAUAUCAACAUCGACAUCGGGUUCAACAAUUUCAAAAUCAAAUAUAUCUUACGAUCGUGUAACUGGAGCACGUCUUUAUGCAAAACAAGCAUUAUCAAUAAUAAUAAAACGUUUCAUCUUUAAUUAUCGUAAUUUACGUGGUUUAGCUACACAAAUCUUAUUACCAGCAUUUUUCAUAACUGUUGCAAUGACUGUCGCAUUAACUGCACCUGGUUUUGCUGAUCCACCCCCAAUAAUAUUAUCAACUGCAAUGUUUUCACAUUUGAAUUAUCUUUAUACGCCUGUAUCGGAUUUAAAUGAUUAUAAGUUAAGAAAUAUUUCUCAUAUCUCAAGAUUAAAUGCAAAUCCAUAUGACCUAUCUGAAACAAUUCAAUAUCCAUCUGGUAUAGGUUCAACUUGUUUACUUAAAAAUCCGUAUAUGAAUGAAACAAUGUUAAAACUUGAUAAUCUAGUAGGAUCAUUGUGUGAAAAAGUUUAUCAAAAUGAUUUCACAUCUUACUCAUUAAGUGAUAUUAAUUGGUUACACAUGUUUGAAGAUAAUCAGACAUUUUUCAAUCGAAGUUAUCAACCAGAUCAAGCUACAAUAAACAAAUAUUAUUCUCCAUGUCAAUGUUUAAUAGAUCAAUCAAGAUUUACAUGUCCAACAUUUCCCACACCAGAAAUAUAUCGUUUAAUAUCAAAUGAUAGAAUAAUAAAUAUAACAAAAGAACAAAACGAAAUUCUUUACUAUUUAUAUACAUCCGAUAAUCAUCAUUUGGAUCGUUAUGGUGGUUUAUCUUUUGGUUUAGAACAAGAUUAUGUUCCAAAUAAUUAUCCAAUUAAUGUAGAUAAUCAAAUUUUACAGAAAUUAGCUGUAAAAAAUAUUGCAAGAAUAUUUACUAAUCAUAAAGGCUAUCAUAGUUUACCUUUAUAUAUUAAUAUUAUGUCCAAUGUAAUUCUACGAGCUAAUUUACCUUUUGAAAAAGGUCUGCCUUCUGCUUAUGGCAUUACUACAAUUAAUCAUCCAAUGAAUGAAACCAAUAAUAUGUUAUCAACAGAAUUUAUUUUACAAGGAUCUGAUGUUGUCAUAUCAAUAUUUAUAAUUGUAGCGAUGUCAUUUGUUCCAGCAUCAUUUACACUGUUUCUUGUUUAUGAACGUGCAACGAAAUCUAAACAUAUUCAAUAUAUAAAUGGUCUUUAUCCAUUAGUUUAUUGGUUAACAAAUUUUAUUUGGGAUCUUUUAAAUUAUCUUUUACCUGCAGCUUGUGUUAUAGUGAUUUUACGUUUAUUCAAUGUUCCUGCUUAUGUUGAAGGAGAAAAUUUUCUUGCUGUUAUUAGUUUAUUUCUAAUGUAUGGUUGGUCAAUAAUUCCUGUCAUGUAUCCAUUUAGUUUUCGCUUUACUGAACCAAGCAAUGCAUAUAUAUUUUUAAUUGUUAUCAAUUUAUUCAGUGGUAUUACAUGUAUAUAUACUUCUUUCUUUCUCGAAAUAUUUGCGCUUGGAAGUCCAGCUACAUCAACAUUAAGUAUUAUUACAAGAACAGUGAAAAAAAUCUUCAAAAUUUUUCCGAAUUAUUGUUUGGGAAGAGGCUUAAUUGAUAUUGCAUAUAAUGAUUAUUACAAUUCAUUCUAUAAGAAAACUGGUUUAACUGAUCGUAUUCGUACUCCAUUUAUGUGGGAUAUAACAGUAUCAAAUUUAGUUUCAAUGGCAAUAUGCGGUUUGGUAUUUUGGAUUUUAACAUUAUUACUUGAAUAUGGAUUUUUUUAUUCUCCAAACGUUCCAGAUGCAUUACCAUUUUCACACCUAGAUGAGGAUGAAGAUGUUGCACAAAUUCGUAGACAAGUAGUAAAUAAAACUAUUGAUGAUAAUAUAUUAGUUAUGUCGAAUUUAUCAAAAUGUUAUCGUACAAAAAGGCAUAAAAAAUUAAUCGCUGUUAACAAUUUAUGUUUGGGAAUUCGUUCUGGAGAAUGUUUUGGCUUAUGUGGAGUUAACGGAGCUGGUAAAACAACAACAUUUCGAAUGUUAAUCGGUGAUCUUUAUCCAACAGCUGGUUAUGCUCAAAUUCAUGGUUUUGAUAGUAUGAAACAAAAACGACAAGUUUUUAAAUAUAUUGGUUAUUGUCCACAAUUUGAUGCACUUUUUGAUGAAUUAACACCUGUUGAACAUAUGUCAUUAAUGGCACGUUUAAGAGGAAUUUAUUGGCAAGAUGAAAAUCACCAUGUUCUACAAUUAUUAAAACGCUUAGAUCUGUGUGAAUAUUUAACUGUACCUGUUGGAAAAUUAUCUUUAGGAAAUCGACGAAAAUUAUCAACAGCUAUGGCUCUUGUUGGUGAUCCAUCUGUGGUAUUUUUGGAUGAACCAACGAGUGGAAUGGAUCCUUCAUCCAGAAGAUUUCUAUGGAAUGUUAUUAGACGUUUAAUUAAAGAAGGCAAAUCAAUUAUACUUACUUCACAUAGUAUGGAAGAAUGCGAAGUUCUUUGUUCGUCGAUUGCCAUAAUGGUAAAUGGUUGCUUUCGUUGUCUUGGCUCAACUCAACAUUUAAAAAAUCGUUUUGGUGAUGGUUAUACAAUAAAAAUUCGUUUAAAAUCUGCGUCAAAUACAACAUCAGAUCAAACAAUUCUCGAUGGUUUCUCAUCAAAUUUUAUCUUAAAAGAACGUCAUAUAAAUAUAUUACAAUAUGAAAUAGCUGAAGAACAUGUUUCAUUAAAGGAUAUUUUCUCUAAACUAGAAAAUUUAUUGAUUAAUGAACGCAUCACUGAUUACAGUGUGUCACAAAAUACACUUGAUAAUGUAUUUGUUAAUUUUGUACGUGACCAAUAUAACACAACACAACAAACAAAAAAACCAUCGAGACGAAGGCAAGAACAUUUUGAUGGUAUUCUUGAUGAUACGUUUGAUGAUGGAUCAUUUAUCGUUACAAAAUCAAGAAGAAAUAAUAAUAAUAAUAAUGUAAGUCUGGAAAUACCGAAGACUACCGCUUGUAAUUGUAAAAUAAACACAAAUUCUCUUGACAUAUUGGAUUGUUCGAAAUUGUGA